GCGGCCAGUGCUGCGACCUCCGCCCUCCCCCGCGGCGCCUGUCUUUGGAACCUGGCGUCGCCCCCACCUCGCCCAUCGAAGUGGGGGUGCCGCCACGCUGGGCCUCAACGCCAUGUCCAGGCCGAAUGGGGGUAGGGAGCGAACUUGGCAGACCUCGGCCUCAGGAUCUGCGCCCCAGGGGAAGGACAACAGAGGGGAGUCGUUUCUCCCGGUUUCUCCCUAACCGGGGUCUGGGGAAACACGCGGUAAUUACCCAAGAACCCCGCCUCUGAGAGGCGAGGCUACGGGGCUGCCGGGACGGUUUGAGGACCGGGCCCGGCCGGGGAGACUCCAACCUUCACCCCCCCGGCCCCCGGUCCCACUCCCCGCGGUCUCCCGGCGCCGCCACUUCAGGCAGCCCACUCGGCCCGGCCUCUCCCCGCGCCCGGACCACCCCCCAUGGGGUGCUCUCACUGCGCAGCGAGUCCCUCCGCUGCCUCCUCCCAGCCCAAAAUGGCGGCGACGGCCACCGAUCGUCUCGUCGCCUUCCUCUAGGGCCGAGGAUCCCUCCGCGCCCACAGCCCCUCCCCUCUCAGCCGGAUCUAUUUUCUGCCCGGUAAAGAUUAACGCCUUCAAUGAACUCUUUAAUUGAUCUCGGAAAGACGUAUCCGAUUGUGCCUCCGCACAGCUAAUCGUUGACAAAAGUGGGAUAUUGGCAGACGAGUUGGCCAAUCAGAGAAGGUAUCGAUGAGCGCGGGCCGCCACUCGCGCAAGGAUAGAUGGGUUUUGGAGUUCUCGGUGUGGUUGUUGACGUGACAGGAUCCUGAUCCGCCUACCCAAGCAAGAAGAACUCCAAUCCCCAGCAAGCAUCGCGCUGCCAGGCUGUCCCCUCCCCCCAACUCUAGUGCCUGAGCGGCUUGACCAGAGCUGCUGCAACUGCGGCAAGAGGUAGGGCUGAGGCAAUUGCACAGACAGGCGGUUGCAGAGAAAGACACACAGGUGUAGUCGAGUGCAUAGCCCUUGACAGUAAAUAGGUGUCACUAGUUAAAGGCAUCUGCUGAAAGAUUUGGAAGGGAAGAAGGUGGCUACUUGGAACCAGACCAACUGUAAUACAGAGUCACCAGCAGCCCUGGAAGAGGCCAAGAUCUCUUGUGCUCCUGGGAGCCCCGAAACACCCCCUGAGCCUUGUGACGCUGGUGGUUCCCUGCCCCUGACACCUCAGAUGGAGGGCCACUUGGAGGAGGAAGAUCCUACUGGGGCUGGCGGUGGCCUGGGCUGGAACAGUAGGGGUCCCCGGACCCACAGCCCAGGGAGCUGCUCGGUGGAGGCCGUCCUGGGCCGGAAGAAGCACCGACGGCGGCCAUCAAAGCGCAGGCGGCACUGGCGGCCCUACUUGGAGCUGAGCUGGGCCGAGAAGCAACAGCAGGAUGAGAGGCAGAGCCAGAGGGCCUCCCGGGUCCGGGAGGAAAUGUUCGCCAAAGGCCAGCCUGUGGCGCCCUACAACACCACCCAGUUCCUGAUGAAUGACCGAGACCCCGAGGAGCCCAACCUGGAUGUGCCCCAGGGGGCCUCCCACCCAGGCUCCAGUGGGGAGAGUGAGGCAGGGGACAGCGAUGGGCAGGGCCGUGCUCAUGGUGAGUUCCAGGAGAGGGAUUUCUCAGAGGCCUAUGAGCGCUACCACACCGAGAGCCUCCAGGGCCGCAGCAAGCAGGAGCUGGUGCAAGACUACCUGGAUCUGGAGAGGCGGCUGUCACAGGCUGAGGAGGAGACAAGAAGGCUGCAGCAGCUGCAGGGGUGCACCAGCCGGCAGCCCUGUCGCCAGGUGGAGGAGCUGGCUGCCGAGGUAGAGAGGCUUCGCACGGAGAACCAGCGGCUUCGGCAGGAGAACGAGAUGUGGAACCGAGAGCAGCCGCCACAAUGGAGAGCCAGGCACCUAGGGGUGCCCCUAGCCAGGUUGACCCAGGAAGAAGGUCCCGUUUCAUACACACUCAGGCCAGCUGGGUCUCAAGGAGGCAGGGGACAGAUGAAAACCACUCUGAGUACCCCUGUGCCCCCUGGGAACAGCUAAAAUAGGUUGAGACUUCCACCUUGUCAUGUCUACAAUUUAUUCUUUGAUGUCAUCUUAUUUUUCACAGAGAAAUUAAAUGGUUUUGAUGAGCUCAAAUGGGA
This is a messenger RNA of Ceratotherium simum simum (southern white rhinoceros), 2148 nucleotides long. It is a transcript of the gene HEXIM2, whose product is annotated as HEXIM P-TEFb complex subunit 2. Gene Ontology annotation, molecular function: 7SK snRNA binding; cyclin-dependent protein serine/threonine kinase inhibitor activity. The record is from RefSeq and is a predicted model, not a curated record. Gene Ontology annotation, cellular component: nucleus; nucleoplasm; cytoplasm. Gene Ontology annotation, biological process: negative regulation of cyclin-dependent protein serine/threonine kinase activity; negative regulation of transcription by RNA polymerase II. NCBI's taxonomy places the organism in Eukaryota, Metazoa, Chordata, Mammalia, Perissodactyla, Rhinocerotidae.